Dermatophagoides pteronyssinus (European house dust mite) is the source of this 930-nucleotide messenger RNA. Its product is annotated as lymphotoxin beta receptor inhibitor-like. Lineage: Eukaryota; Metazoa; Arthropoda; Arachnida; Sarcoptiformes; Pyroglyphidae. Gene Ontology annotation, molecular function: calcium ion binding. The record is from RefSeq and is a predicted model, not a curated record.
CUUAUGUGUCAACGAAAACCGAAUUCCAUAAUUCUUUCAACAAUAAAUAUUUAAUCAUAAUUUGUCUUUCUUACUAAUCCUUUACUAAUCAUAAUGAUUGUUUAGAAAACUAUAUAUACACUUUCUGAAUUCAAUUUCCAAUUUUUUCAUGCUUUAAAAUUUCAGUUGUCCAUCUAUUAAUUCUAAGCUUUCAAUUCAAGGAAUACAUUCCGUGAAAUCAAGAUAAAAAGGAUGAACAAUUACCCAGUAUUAAUGUUAUCUUAUACAAUUAUUUUAUCGAUAAUAUUGAUCAUCAAAGUGCCUAGCAUUAUAGCUCAUUAUAAUCAACCCCAAUAUGGUGUACCGGUCCAGCAACAACAACAACAAGUCUAUCACCAGCAGCAAUAUCAACAACAGCAAGUUCCAAUGCAGCAACAACAACAAGUAGUCUAUCAAACACCGGGACAGGUGCCGCAUUAUCAGCAAGUACCCCAAGCCGGUCAAAAUGUUCUGCAUGAUGAUAGUCGAAUUCACGAUAAGGAACAUAUAAAGGAACACUUACAUGAAGCAUUAGGCGAUCAAGAUGUAAGCAAAAUGAGUGAAGAAGAGUUGCAGUUUCAUUAUUUCAAAAUGCAUGAUAAUGAUAAUAAUAACAUGUUGGAUGGUAGUGAAUUAAUCAAAUCGUUGAUACAUUGGCAUGUCGAAGAAAGUCGUCAUUUGGGCAAGAAUGCAUCACCACAUGGAACGACAAAAAUAUUCACCGAUACUGAAUUAGAACAAAUGAUUGAUCCAAUUCUUCAGAUGGAUGACAAAAAUAAUGAUGGCUUUAUCGAUUAUCCCGAAUUUGUCGCGGCACAAAAAACUCGAGGAUUUUAGGCGAACAGUUCAUUUUAACUCAGUCAUUUAAUCAAUUUUAGUCAUAAUGAAAUUGUUGGUUCUAUAUUGCCUUUU